AUGACUUUCAAAAUCACUUUGCACGCAUUUUGUCGUGUCUUUUACCGUCACGAUUUUAGUUUUACCGGUUUGUAUUUGCCAGCUCUAGUAUUGUGAUCCGAGCCUCUCCUUUCCUUAGAAUGUACUAUAUAUAUUCCUUAAACUUGCACAGAAAAUGCAGCAAGUUGUGGUGUGACGUUGAUAUCUAUUCCUUUAGUAGUGAUUUGUAUUUGUUCCUGUAUUCGGAUCCGUGUCGGUCUGUGUUUCCAUGUUGAUGUGAUGUAUUUGCCUUGAGAGCUGUAACAUGAUUUUGAUUGGAAACUCUUUCAACACACCGUUGGAAAUAGCUCGUGCAGAAGCCAUCUUAUACGAUUCUGCCUUUAUUAGUGGACCUGUCAAAAUUUGUUAACUGGCAUUACACAAUUUUGCGGGGCUAUGUACGUUGGAUGUAGCGGUACUGUAUUAUCAAUACUUAUCUUCAGCUGUGGCUAUAUUUGCUCGGCGCAAAAUUAUAUUUAGAAGUGAAGUUUGAAAAAAUAAUUGCUUCAUAUUAAAUUAUUCAUCGGCCUUUAUUGGUGAUGCUCCCUUUUGCAUCAGCGCUAUGACUUUUCCCAGUAGCUUCUGUGGUAUUAUUAAAUACUCUUGGGUACACGCGUUGAUGAAAGAACUCACAACUUCCUGAAAAGUGGCCUUCUACUCUUCCGAGGGUUUAUAAGUAUGACCAGUAGUCCAUUCUCCACUGGAUACAUUGUACACGUGUUUGCUCUUUCAAUGACCGCUGGACAAACCACAAUAAUUCCCCCUCAAAAAAACAUCAAAAUCUACAGCCGUUACAUUUAACAGCAUGGCUAAUUUUGUCUUAAAUUUGAGCAUGAACGGUCCGUUAAAUACUCUUUGCAUUUGAAGACUGCAAUCAAAUCUUGCGGACCUUUCUGCUGUUUAUGUGGGCUUGUUACCUUUCUGUACGAUGUGAGAAUUCUUUAAGUAAAUGUUGCAUGAACCGUGCAUUGAUCAACUAUUAGAAAUUUCACGCAAAAUAUUUUCCAGUACUUCACAAUUAAUCUUACUUUGACACAGUCAGUCACAUCCACACGGUUUGGUGUUUAUUCGCUUAUCUAUUAGACUUAAAAUACAAACAAUCAACUUUAACAUUUUUCUACUUCAUUCUGACGCCUUAUGCACUGUAUAUUCCCGGAAAAGUUAGAUUUGCACGCUUUGCUCGUUUGAAACGGUCCAUAUAAAUGCAGGCGGCCACACUGCAGCCCAUGCUUUCUGAGCUCGCAUUGACAAUUUACCUGUUGGAUCAAGUCACCCUACAGGCUACAGGAGCAAAUUCUGUCCACGAUUAUACUGCACCGCAAAAUCAUAUGGGAAUCCGUUGCUUUUGCUGAACUCAUAAUCUAGAUUUCAAACGUUUCUUUAAUGGCCGCGUGAACGGCCUCACUGGCUGUUCGCCAAGUAAUAGGCUCCAACCGUGCUUCGCGUAGAUUUGCUUGUUUCGUGAAAACUGCUCCAAUACGCGCUUUGCCCACGUGGCAGCAUGUGCCACAGUGGGUUCGGGUUUACUCAAACAGAUUAAGAUGGCAAAGCCACAGGUAAGGUUGCUGGGUUAGUGUGAGGCACUCACUACAUCGUUCUACGUAAACAAAACACCUAAAAACGAAAAACACAUUAAAUGAGCGUAGGUCAAUGGAAAUGAGGUCGGCCAGGUGGAAGCGGAGUGGCGAUUUGGCCAGGUGUGGUAUCUAGAUGUGAUCGUGGAGAGACACGUAGUCCACGAAAGAGUAAAAAAAUGAAUGGUCGUACCUAGAUUGUUGUCGAUGCUGGCCAGCGCGCGACGGCGCUGCUCAGGUGGUAAAAUGGUAGACGAAGGUGAGGGGGCGUUAGAGGUCCUGCAGGCUCGGCUUCUCGAAAGUGAGUCCAUGGCCCGACACUUUGAGAGUCUGGCCCAGGAGCGAGACCACCAGCUCAAUCAGGCUAACCGAGAGCUAAAAGCUACCAAUGAAGCUCUAAGAGCGCUCCAACUGCAGCUAGAGAAGGCAUACCACACGCAGCCCAACUCCGCCCCGCCCAACAGUACCCUGACCGCCAUCCUGGAGACCAAGGACGCUAGGAUAACCACGCUGGAGAAGGAGGUGGCCCUUUUGGAGCAGGAGCUGGACAGGAUCCGCGAGCUGGGCGUGCUUGGCCCGGCGCGCGCCGUCCUCCUCGCCUCCCCCACGCUUGACCUCGAUUACGCCUCUAACUAUCCCAAAGUCGAACUUAACUUUAAGCGACAACUCGACGACUUCCGGGGGGAGAUCCAGCGGCGCGACCAGGAGAUACUGGCCAUGUCCGCCAAGAUGAAGACCCUGGAGGAGCAGCACCAGGACUACCAGCGGCACAUCGCCGUGCUCAAGGAGUCCCUCUGCGCCAAGGAGGAGCACUACAACAUGCUGCAGGCUGAUGUGGAGGAGCUGAGGCAGCGCCUCGAGGAGAAGAACCGCCACAUCGAGAAGAAGACGUCGGCGGCCAUGCAGGCGACGCAGGACCGGAACCGCCUCAACAACGAGAUGACGGAACUACGCGACCACAUGGACAUCAAGGACCGCAAGAUCAACGUGCUGCAGAGAAAGAUCGAGAACCUGGAGGACCUGCUCAAGGAGAAGGACAACCAGGUGGACAUGGCGCGGGCGCGGCUGUCCGCCAUGCAGGCCCACCACUGCUCGUCCGAGGGCGCGCUCUCCUCGCUCGAGGAGGCCAUCGGCGACAAGGAGAAGCAGAUGAACCAGCUGCGCGAGCAGCGGGACCGCGCCGAGCAGGAGAAGCAGGAAGAGCGGGAGCUGCACGAGCGCGAGAUCGCCGAGUACAAGAUGAAGCUGCACGCCUUCGAGAGCGAGGUGGAGAAACUGCAGGCACGGCUGGACCGGGCGCAGGUGGAGAAGGACCGGCUGGAGACGCGGCUGGAGUGCUCGCAGUCCGAGCUGGGCAAGUCCAAGGCGGAGCUGGACAAGGCGGCCAGCGAGGUGGGCCGCAGCGGCGCGGACUGGGAGGCGGCCAAGCAGCGCCUGGCGCGCCUCGACAUGGAGAACGACCGCCUGCGCCACGAGCUGGAGCGCUCGCAGACCACGUUCGGCCGCAGCACUAUGUCCACCAGCGCUGAGCUGGACCGCGCCCAGGAGCGCGCCGACAAGGCCAGCACGGAGCUGCGCCGUGCACAGGCGGAGCUGCGCGUCACGAUGGCCGACACGGAGCGGACGCGCGCCGAGGCCGCCUCGCUCCAGGAGAAGCUGGAGAAGUCCCAGGGCGAGGUGUACCGGCUCAAAGCGCGGCUGGAGAACGCGCAGGGCGAGCGGGAGUCGCUGCGUGAGGAGUACGAGCGCAUGCAGUCCUCCGUCAGCCGGCUGCACAGCGAGCGGGACAAGAGUGUGGCCGACCUGGAGAAGGCCCGCGAGGAGCUGGAGCGCACGCAGGCCACCCUGGGCAAGGCACAGCUGCAGCAGGAAAAGCUGCAGAACCUGCUCGACAAGUCCCAGACCGAGGUGGACAAGCUGCAGGAGCGCCUGGACAAGACCACGGGGGAGAUCCGAAAGAUCCAACUGGAGAAGGAGAAGCAGACGUACGACUUCGAGAACAUCGAGUCCCAGCUGGACAAGGCCCUGGGCCAGGCCACGCGCCUGCAGAAGGAGCGUGAGGGCGUGCAGCUCGAGAUGGACAGAAUGCGGGACAAGUACGACAAGGUCCAGGGGCUGACCGCGCGGCUGCAGAAGGAGCGGGACGGCUUCCAGGAGGAGGUGGUGAAGCUCCAGGGCCAGCUGGCCAGCCAGGCCAGCAAGGCCCAGCGCGACCGCGAAGCGCUGCUGGCCGAGCUGGACGCCAUGAAGGAGCGCCUCGACAAGUCUCAGGUGGUGCGCGACGACGCGCUCGCCGAGCUGGACCUGGUCAAGGACAAGCUGGACAAGGCCCAGCUGCUGGCCACCAAGGCCCUCGAGGAGAAGGACAGCGUCAGCAAGGAGAUGGAGCGCCUACUAGAGAAGUACGACCGGUACCAGGGCGAGGUAUACCGCGUGCAGAACAAGCUGGACGCCACCGAGGCCGAGAAGGACAGGCUGCAGAUGGAGGCGGAGAAGGCCACGCUGCUGGCCGCCAAGUCGCGCGAGGAGUGCCGCAAGCUGCAGGAGGAGCUGGCGCGCGUGCAGGAGGCGUUCGACCGCGCCGCGCUGCAGCUGGGACGCACGCGCGAGAACGAGGACAAGUUCAAGGAGGACAUGGACCGCAUGUCCGUGGAGCUCGACAUGAUGCGCGAGCGCUACGAGAAGGCCCAGAUCGAGGCACGCCGCAUGCAGGCCGAGCGCGAGAAGGUGCAGGGCGACCUGGAGCGCGCCGGCUUCGAGCUGGAGCGGGCGCACGCGCAGACCGCCAAGACGCAGGCCAGCUACGAGAAGGCCCAGGAGGAGGUCGCGCGGCUGCAGGUUGAGGCCGAGAAGCUGCACGAUCGCCUGGAGAAGGUGACGGCCGAGGCCCGCAAAGCGCAGUCCGAGCUGGAGCGCUUCCGCGGCGAGGCCGACAACCUCCGCGAGGAGGCCGAGCGCUACGCCCUGCGCGCGCACGGCCACGAGCGCGCCAAGGAGGAGCACGACCGCAUCCGCCUGGAGGCCGACAUGCUACGCGACCGCCUGGAGAAGGCCGGCCUGGAGCUGGAGCGCGGUCGCAAGGCCGAGCAGGAGGUGCAGCGACUACGCCAGGAGCUGGAGCGCGUCGAGGGCUCGCGGUCCAAGUUCCAGUACGAGCAGGAGCGCUGGACCAGCGAGGCCGACAAGCUCCGCGAGGAGCUCGAGCUGGCGCUGCGCUCGCGGCAGGAGCUCGAGGUCCGCGCGCACGAGCUGGGCCUCGAGGUGGACCGGGCGCGCGCGGACGCCGCCAAGGCCGUGGGCGGCCGCGACAAGUACGAGUCCGAGCUGGAGCGGCUGCACAUCGAGUGCGAGAAGGUGCGCGACCGCCACGAGAAGCUGCAGCUCCGCGCCGAGGUCCUGGAGCAGGAGAACGAGCGCAUGCACCACGAGCUGGCGCAGAUGGAGCGCAGCGUGGCGGACCGCAGCGGUGCCGAGGUGCAGCGCGUCGUGGACCGCCUGGAGAAGGUGCAGCAGGAGAACGAGCGCCUGCGGCUGGAGGCGCAGCAGAUGCAGCAGCAGGUACAGCAGCAACUGCAGCAGCAGCAGGCGGCCGCCGCGGCCGAGGUCGCCAAGGCCCAGCAGGAGGUGCAACGCCUACGGCAGGAGCUGACGCAGGCCGAGCGCACGCAGCAGCAAGGCUCGGCGGCCGGCGCCGACCUCUCCAAGGCCAACGCGGAGGUGCAGCGGCUGACGCGCGAGCUGGAGAAGUCCCAGCUGCACCUCGGGAAGUACCAGGAGAACAACGAGGCGGCGCGCAUCGAGUUCGAGCGCAUGGCCACCGAGCUCGACCGCAUGCAGGCCAAGCUGGAGCAGGCCCAGGCCGAGGCCGCGCGCGCCGCGGACCUGGAGCGGGACCGCGAGGUGCUCAAGCAGGAAGUGAACCAGGUCAUGAAGGCCAUGGAACAGAUGCAGGGCGACCAGGUGCGGUCUCGGCAGGAGGGCGACGUGGUGCGCACCCUGCAGCAGGAGCUGGCCAAGGCGGGCGAGGACAAGAAGGCCAUGGCCGUCAUGAUGGACAAGCGCGAGAAGGCAGUGGCGCAGCUGGAGAAGGCGGUGCAGAAGCUGGAGGCCGACACCAAGCAGCUGCAGACGGAGCGAGACCAGCUGGUGCUGCAGCUGGAGAAGUCCCAGGACAUGCUUAUGAACUUCCAACAGGAGCUGACGGCCAGCGAGGAGGCCCUGGAGCGCGAGCGGCAGGAGGCCAACCGCCUACGGGCCGAGCAGAAGCGGCUGUCGCAGGACACGGAACGCGGCACCAGGGACGUUCUGGAGGCCAGGGACAAGGAGAUCCAGCGACUGCAGCAGCGACUCCAGGAGCUCGAGCAGGGCCGCGGACAGCUGGAGCAGGAGCGGGCGCGCGCCGCCAAGGCCGAGAAGGCCGUGGCCGAGCUCACGCGGCAGGUGCAGCAGCUGCAGCAGCAACUGCAGGCGGCGGCGGCGGGCGGCAGCGCCAACGCCAGCGCCAAGGAGGACAUCGCGCGCCUGCUGGGCGAGCUGGACAAGGCCCACGCCGACCUCAAGGUCGCCACCACCGAGGCCGACCGCUACAAGGCCCAGCUCGAGAUGCUCGUCACCGAGCUGGAGAAGAGCCAGCUCGAGCUGCACGAGUCCAAGCAGCGGCUGGCGAGCGGCGCGGCGCGCGGCGGCGAGGAGACGUCCAACCUGAAGAAGCAGCUCGAGGAGCAGAAGAAGCAGCUGGAGGAGCAGCGCCGCCGUCUCGACGAGUUCCGCAAGGGCGCGGACCAGCGGACCCGGCAGCUGGAGGAGCGGGAGCGCGCCCUGGCGGACAUGGAGGACAAGCUCAAGAAGCGUCGAGAGAAGAUCGACCAGAUGGAGCAGGCCAUCCAGAAGCAGGGCGCGGCGGGGGCGGGCGCGGCGGCGGGUUCAGCCGACCAGCAGCGCAAGGUGCAGGAGCUGCAGCAGCAGCUGCAGGAGCACCAGAAGCAGCUGGCGGCGGCCAAGGAGGAGUCGCAGCGGUCGUCCGUGGAGAUGGAGAGACUCCUGCAGCUCGUGCAGAUGAGCCAGGAGGAGCAGAACUCCAAGGACAAGCAGAUCCACGACCUGCACGAGGCACUGAAAGCAGCCCAAGCCAAGCUGCGCGCGUCAGGCCCCGCGGCUGCGGCCCAGCAGCUCAAGGAAGAGAACGGCACUGCUGUGGGCGGCGAGAUCCUAGAUGACCUCCUCUCGGCCCUGGAACCCUCGGUGCGAGAGACGCCCGGCCUGCGAGAAGCGCUGGAGAAGGCGCUGGAGAGGCAAGGGGCUGCAGAGGGCAGCGCCUUGUCCACGGAGAAGGACGGCGCCGGGGCGGAGCUCUCCGCCGAGGUGGAAAGGCUGCGCAGGCAAACGAAGGCGCAGGACAAGGCGGAGGCCGACUCCAAGGCGGCGCGGCGCGGCCUGGAGGCCGAACUGUCCCAGCUGCGUUGCCACCUGAAGGCCGUGAAGGAGGCCGAGGCCGUGCGGCAGACCACGCUCGAGGCCAAGCUGCAGGACGAGGUGGAGGCCCUGCGGAGCAAGGUGGAGGCCCUCCGCGUCAAGCAGCAGGACAACGAAGAGGCGAGCCGGACUGCGGAGGCCGAGCGCGCGGCCACGCUGCAGGCCGAGAUCGAGACCCUGCGGACUAAGGUGCAGGACAACGAGAGAGCCGAGGUCGAGCGAGUGGCCGAGCUGCACGCAGAGAUCCAGUCCCUGCAGGAGAAGCUCAAGGCCAGCGUCGAGGCCAAGGCCAAACUGGAGGCCGAGAUCGCGGCACUGCAGGAACACAGGCCUGCGGCCGAGGCCACCGCCACCGGGACGCAGCAGGCGGAGGCUGUGGACCCACAAUCGAUAAGGGAGGCCGACCAGGCGGCACAGGGGGCCGAGGUCUCUGACCUGCGGGACAGGCUGGAGGAGGCCGAGGCCGGGAAGGCGGCGCUGCAGACAGAGGUGGCGGCGCUGGAGCGCGCGCUGCGGUGCAGCACGGACAGGGAGGCGGCCGAGCUGGAGGAGCUGGCCUCGGCGCUGACGCUGCGCGACGAGCGCAUCGAGGAGCUGCAGGAGGCCCUGCGCGAGAGCGUGCGAAUAACAGCGCACGAGGAGACGCGCCGCAAGCAAAUCAUGGGCACCGUGGCCAAGCUGGAGCAGCGGCUGCUGUCGCUGCAGACGGCCUACGCCAUCCGCUGCCCGACGUGCAGGCCGCUGCUGCAGCGCGUGCAGGACCUGGAGCGCCAGGCCGCCGAGUGGCGGCGCCACCUCGCCGACCUCAGCCACAUGAAGCAGGAGGCCCUGGAGGCCGCCGUCUCGGAGAAGGACGCGCACCUCGCGCUGCUCGAGGUCUCCGGCAUCCGCACCGCCAAGCAGGCCGAGGAGGCCGACAAGCUGCGCGCCGACCGGCGCCGCCUCGUGGAAAGACUGAAACUAGUUAACGAGGAGAGCGUCAAGCUGUACCUGGAGCCGUCGGACCCCGGCCGCAACGGCUCGGUGGGCGACGUGCUGUCGCGGACCUCGGCGCUGUCCCUGGAGGUCCCCAUGGAGGCGGAGCGAGACACGGACCCGCCGCCCCCCACGCCCGCCGUCAACGGCUGCGCCAAGAACAACGGACACAUGUCGCCGGACAGCACGGAGUCCGUGGACACCACGUCGUCGCCGUCCUCGCCGGGAUGAAGCCUUCAGGCAGUGCCAUACUGCGGGGAGUCGUGCUGUGACCGACUCGUCAUGUUUUAAUUGUUUACUUUAGUUCAAGAGUUGACCAAUCUGCUAGCACCGUUUUAGUUGUUACCUUGGUUCGUAUCAGAGGACGUAGCGCGGCGCCGUCUGGUCGUACCGUCUGCCCGCAGGCUGCCAAAAAAUUAAUUAUUGUUACUAAUGAGUUCACCACUGUGUCAGUUAGUCGUGGAGGUUUGCAUUUAUAUUACAACAUAUGUUUUGAAUCAAAACGCACAUUGUAAUAUUUUCAAGGCAAAUUUUUGUACAUAAUACUACGUGAGUUAAAUGAUGUAAGUUUUGUUAUUUUUGCGAGUCGCAACGAGGCGGUGCCGCCCGGGCCGCCAUUCAAGUCUUUACUCGGUAGCAUCGCCGCCAUGUUUGUUGAUAUUUUGUAGGGUGAUAACGCAAUACUCUUGUGCCACGCGGUUUCGUCGCCGUGCACAGAAACUGACAUAAAGAAAGAGGAAAAACACUGGUCGCCACUGUGUUUUCCUUACACUGUACAAAAAAACGCUGACUGGCUAGAUGAAGUGCACGGAGGACGAGUGGCGUGCACUGUGGAGGAAUCGGCCAGCUUGACAAUAAGCGACACGUCUUCCUCCAACUGACAAACCGUGUUGUUGUUGUUAUUGAUGUUGUUAUUUUUGUUUCGCUUCGGUAGGGAAACCGAUGAGACUUUUUACGAAAAUUGUGCGUCCCUUCGCGCCUUGUGCCCUGUCCGUGCCAGACUGCCAGACUGUGCGUGUAGAGUGUAGGCCUAGUCCCUAUGUUCGAGCGUCGGCCGUCGGCACAAUUGCAGGAUAACUCUUUUCAUUGAAGGCGAGAGCCUUAGUUGUUAAAACUUUGGUGGUGUGCAAGAAAUAAAAGGAUAUGGGGGAGGCGAACAAGGAGCUGUAGUGUUAGCCCACAAUAAGUACUGGCACCACUGGAAACGUAACUAGAUGUGUGGAAUAUUUGUUUUGCUCGAGAGUCACGCUAAAAGUAAUGUACCCUGCGUUUUCAAGCCUUAUGAGCGAAGACGAGUUAAUGUGUAAACCAAUUGUUGAUUUUAGGUGCAAGCCACAUUCCUCAUUCCGCUAGACUAGAACAAAAUAAAAGUGUUAGAUAUAACGUCAAUUUCUAAGUAUUACAAUUCUUCUUCAUCACGGACCUGAUUUUGUGCGCGGGUGUUUUUUGCGUGCUUGUGAGUUAACGGGGAUUUGUUUUUUCAUAAUUGGUGGGGCGGGGCGGGAUGAAAUAGCGAGGAGGGGUUGUAUUUAGAUUGAAAUUAAACGUUUUGGGUGUAUAUAUGCGAGUAAGUGUAGAGGCGACGAAUUGAUUAGAACAUUCAACUUACGUAAAUUGGAGGGGCUUCGUCUGAAAACGGGCACCUGAGCACUGGGUCGUCGCACUGCGCAUUAAUGGUUUACUACGGUAGUCAUAAGGCAUGUGCGCUUGUGUUGCCACUUUAUCAGCAGUUCAAGAGGCGGGGUUUAGACCCGCAGGAGCUACGUACAACUAAAUAAUGUUAACGAUGUGUACAGACUUAGUAUUUAUUGUUGUUAAACGUUUGUUUUGAAACAUAUCUGGUUCUGUUGUGAAAACGCGACGCCCAUGACAUCACCAACUCGUAGCCACCAGGUGGCAGGCAUUAGUGGCAUGUUGUAUGUUGCGACUUUCUGUCUGCUUACUGUGAAUAGUUAUACUGACGAAUUAUAUUUUAAACACAUAUGUUUAAGGUAUCAGAACAAUAAUAUUAGAUGUCGUUCCCCUCGCAAAAUCGUUUGAAAUUUGUGGCCUGAUGUACAGUAUUUUCGUAGGUUCGUCCGACCUGUUCCAUGCCACACUUCAAUGUGCCCGAAAAAAUAUUGAUCAGACGACUUGAGAAGUGUUUCAUGGAAUGGCUCUUUCCUUUACGAGUAUCUCAAAACCGAAUCAAAAGUAAUGAAAGUCUGUUUUCUGUGACGCUGCGUAAAUGCGUCCAUUUGGGGUGAUUCGGGGAAGACAUUCUUUUGUCCCGGACCACUCAAAGACGACGCGGUCGGACUCAUUCAUACAUGCCCUUAAUUAUAAUACUCUUUGCCGUUGCUCCCCGCUCUCUGCAAGCGCUGAAAUUUUCUCUCUCUGCAGUUUGUAAGUCGUUCAUACGUUCCCGCGGAACAUAGAAUACGCUUUUCUUACCUCGAGUCUAAUUCUACCCCCUAGCGUUUCCUCUUUCAAUCACUAUUUCCGCGAAUGCCUCAAGUAGACUCGUCUCGAAAGCUUGUUGUUAGGAUAUAACUGUGACUCAGUGACUGUCAGUACAAAUUCUUGGAAAGGGAUCCGCUAGUUGAGUGCAACAAAAGCACAACCCUUGACGCAUUUUUAAUACUCUUUCAUGCUUUUAACUACAGUAUGAAAUUUCACUCCCACCUCAUUGGUCAAGUAAAUCGUAAACUUGUUUUAACCAGUUUGCACCGAGAUAUGCCAGCGUCAAAAAAUGUUUAAAAUACCAAACACUUGAAAGGGUUGUAAAUUGGUCCCUUAUCUGGUUGCACAACGUGCACCGCGCAUUUUAAUGAAUUUCGAUUUGUGGCCUUUUACCAAUGUUGUAAUCGAGUGGUUUUUAAAUUGAGCAGGGCGGUCUUAAGUCUCCCAAUUGGCACCCACAUGUUACAUAUCUUGCGAUUGUCCUUUUUUUUCUGUGAUAUGCAUCAGAGCCGCUACGUUGGUAGUGUCUAAUAAUAUUUUCGUCUGUUGUGUAAUAUCAUUUCGGACGCGUUGUUGCAGCAGGGAAUUAUGUAGCUUCGUUUUCCUUUCGUGGUCUUACAAACAACACAAUACAAUAGACCUAGAAGUAUUUAGCAAUGCUUGUAUUCUGUGGUUGAUGAUGUACAGUAAGUGCGGAAUCUGUUUUUGUUCUGUUGUUUUAUCCUGAUUUGUGCCGAGGUGUUUCCGAAAGAAUGUGUAUUGACCAAUAACGAUGGCAUGAAAUUAUACUAUAGUGCAACAAAAUAUGAGAAAAUGAUGUUGUGAAAUCGUCUGAUACCAUUAAAGAACAUGUUGUUGAAUGUGA
Thrips palmi is the source of this 11346-nucleotide messenger RNA. It is a transcript of the gene brp, whose product is annotated as trichohyalin. Gene Ontology annotation, cellular component: cytoskeleton of presynaptic active zone. Bases 1776 to 8270 code for a protein of 2164 amino acids. The transcript has 18 exons. The record is from RefSeq and is a predicted model, not a curated record. Lineage: Eukaryota; Metazoa; Arthropoda; Insecta; Thysanoptera; Thripidae. Gene Ontology annotation, molecular function: structural constituent of presynaptic active zone. Gene Ontology annotation, biological process: maintenance of presynaptic active zone structure; regulation of synaptic plasticity; neuromuscular synaptic transmission.